AUGUCCUCUUCGGUACCCUACGAUCCAUAUAUCCCAGCAGAGGAGUCGCAGUCGCAGAGCAAAGCGGCCGCUUUGAAAGCCGAAAUCGAUGAUACCGUUGGUAUUAUGAGAGACAACAUCAACAAAGUCGCAGAACGUGGUGAAAGGCUCACUUCGAUCGAGGACAAGGCCGACAAUUUGGCAGUUUCCGCACAGGGCUUCAAAAGAGGCGCAAACAGAGUUAGAAAACAGAUGUGGUGGAAAGACCUGAAAAUGAGACUGUGUUUGGUUCUGGCCGUUAUUAUCCUGCUCGUGGUCAUCAUCGUGCCCAUCGCCGUCCACUUUAGUUGA
Molecule: messenger RNA, 330 nt
Organism: Lachancea meyersii CBS 8951
Lineage: Eukaryota; Fungi; Ascomycota; Saccharomycetes; Saccharomycetales; Saccharomycetaceae
Source: the annotation of a GenBank genome assembly